AUGACGCUACCAGUUGACGGUGGUUGGUCCGACUGGGGCCCAUGGUCUGUCUGUAGUGUGACGUGUGGAGUCGGGACGGAGACUCGGGACAGAACUUGCACCAACCCUGCACCAGCGAACUGCGAGAAUUCAGCCAUUGGUUUCUGCAUUGACGGUGGUUGGUCCGACUGGGGCCCAUGGUCUGGCUGUAGCGUGACGUGUGGAGUCGGGACGGAGACUCGGGACAGAACCUGCACCAACCCUGCACCAGAGAACGGAGUAAUUCGAAUUGACGGUGGUUGGUCCGCCUGGGGCCCAUGGUCUGGCUGCAGCGUAACGUGUGGAGUCGGGACGGAGACCCGGGACAGAACCUGCACCAACCCUGCACCAGAGAACGGUGGGGCA
Molecule: messenger RNA, 384 nt
Organism: Branchiostoma belcheri (Belcher's lancelet)
Lineage: Eukaryota; Metazoa; Chordata; Leptocardii; Amphioxiformes; Branchiostomatidae
Product: properdin-like
Exons: 6
Source: RefSeq, a predicted model, not a curated record